AUGAGUUCGAGGAGCAAUUGGAUAGUACAGAAAUUUGGCGGAACCAGUGUUGGCAAGUUCCCAGAGCAAAUAGUGGAUGAAAUCGUCAAGGUAUACACGCAGCAGCUACACAACAACGUAGCCGUGGUAUGUUCGGCCAGAUCUAGCGACACCAAGGCGGAGGGAACAACGUCCAGACUGCUGAGAGCGUGUGACAUGAUCGGAAAUGAUGAUGCGAGCUUUGCCGAAGUUGUGCAAAAAGUGCGAGACGACCACGUUUUGAACGCCAAGCAGCGUAUCAGCAACGUGGAGCUGCAAGAGCAGCUGAUCAGAGACACUGUCGCGGAGUUGGAGCUGGUGGAGAAAUAUUUAAAUGCGUCUCUGGUUCUCAGUGAGGUUUCGUCGAGGACCAUGGAUAUGGUAAUGUCAUGCGGAGAAAAACUAAGCUGUUUGUUUAUGGCCGCGCUGUGCAACGACCACGGCGUUCCUGCUCAAUACGUAGACCUUUCUUCGGUGAUUCCUCAGGGAUACGAAUGCCCAGAGGGCACGUUAGACGCUAGCUUUUAUGCUUUUCUGGUGAAGGCUUUCAGCGAGAAACUACAACCAAUCCUGGCCUCGCAUGCCCAGGGCAAGCCUGUUGUCCCUGUGGUUACUGGGUUUUUCGGGCAGGUGCCGAUGGGUCUACUGAACGGGGUUGGUCGUGGUUACACCGACUUGUGUGCUGCAUUGAUAGCCGUGGGACUCAAUGCGGACGAGCUUCAGGUUUGGAAGGAGGUUGAUGGUAUUUUCACUGCCGAUCCGCGUAAGGUUCCUCAGGCAAGAUUGCUCAGCAGUGUUACUCCAGAAGAGGCGUCCGAACUGACAUACUACGGCUCUGAGGUCAUUCAUCCCUUUACUAUGGAACAAGUCAUAAGAGCCAAGAUUCCAAUCAGAAUUAAAAACGUGCAAAAUCCAAGAGGUGACGGCACGGUCAUUUACCCCGACAACGUUGCCAAGAAAGGUGAAUCGACCCCGCCUCAUCCACCUGUGACGCUUUCGAGCUCGUUCUUUGAACACAAGAGAAGAGGGGCCACCGCGAUCACCAGCAAGAGUGACAUCGUUGUCGUUAACAUUCAUUCCAAUAAAAAGACUUUAUCCCAUGGGUUUCUGGCUCAGAUCUUUAGCACCCUUGAUAAGCACAGAUUGGUGGUCGACUUGAUUUCUACUUCCGAAGUUCAUGUUUCAAUGGCGUUGCCCAUUCCAGAUUCCGAGUCUGCCAAAGCCCUAAAAAAGGCCGUGGAAGAACUCAAGAAGAUCGGUACCGUUGAUUUAACGAGGAAACUUGUUAUCAUCUCACUGGUUGGUAAACAAAUGAAACACUUCAUUGGUAUUGCAGGAACUAUGUUCAGCACUCUAGCGGAGCAAAAUGUCAAUAUCGAGAUGAUCUCUCAAGGUGCAAACGAGAUAAAUAUAUCAUGUGUUAUUGACCAAGAAAAUUCCGUGAGAGCUCUCCAGUCGAUUCACAAAAAGCUUCUGGAAGCCGGCGAUCCCGAAAGCUCAUUGGGCUCCGUUGUUAAUGAAAAACUAGAGCAGAUCAAGAGACUAGAUUUGUAA
Molecule: messenger RNA, 1572 nt
Organism: Lachancea dasiensis
Lineage: Eukaryota; Fungi; Ascomycota; Saccharomycetes; Saccharomycetales; Saccharomycetaceae
Source: the annotation of a GenBank genome assembly